UUAUUUGGCUUCUGGGGUUGGAAGACUCCGCCCCCCUUCCUGAGAUCCAGCCCUAAACAGAGUUCGCACUGUGGAAUGACAGGCAUUCCUCCUUGAAAGGAGCUGGCAUGGGAGCUUAUUUAUGAGAAUCGCGAAGUGUCUGGCCCAGGGGUACAGGAAAUACAGGAGGGGUUUGUGCUUCGACCUACAUCCCUGGCCGUUUCCUGAGUUCUGGCUGUUGUUGUUCUGCUCCCCGGACUCCAGACAAUUCCGUCGCUCUCACCCUGUGGAGUUAGCUUGUCAUCUUCUGAAGGCUAAUGUCUGCUUCCAGAAUAGACUCUCUUUUCUUUCUCUUCCUUCCCUGAGCUACCUCGAAGACUCUCAUAAUGGGGCAGACGCGCCACUCAAGACCGGUAAAUCCAGCUCCCUCAGCUGAGGAGGUAGAUCAGCCAUCACAAGAUGCUGGAAUGGGGGCUGACGUUCUGGAAUCUGGUGAGACGACACCUCCUUCCAAGAGAAAAAGCAAGUUUGCAGGUUUUGGCAAGAUCUUUAAACCUUGGAAGUGGAGGAAAAAGAAAAGCAGUGGAAAGUUUAAGGAGACUUCAGAAGUUUUAGAACGAAAGAUUUCAAUGCGAAAGCCAAGAGAGGAGCUCAUUAAAAGAGGGGUUCUGUUGGAAGACCUUGAACAGGAUGAGGAGGAGCCAGACAAACUCAGCCAUGAUGCCUUGAAAAAUGGACACACUAUCCCCAUUGAUAGUUCUGGGAUUGUCAGCCUUGCACACCUGGAGGAAGAGACUGGAAAAAGAGCAAGCCUUAAGAAGCCUGUUCCAUUAGAGGAGCUGAAGAAAUCACAAGGAACCUUGGAUGGCCAUCCCAAUUCAGAAGUGGAGCAUCACUAUCAUCAUGAUUCUCAUGCUCCUAAACAGCCUCUGCUUCCUCCGAAACGACCUUUGUCAUCCUCCUCUCAGGAACCGAGCAACGUGCAUGCGAGGGAUCUUGGCCCUCCCAGCAGCACUGCAAGGACUAUGCCUUCCUCCACAGUUGCAGCUACCACCAGCACAGCAAAAGGGGUCAAUUUUUCCACUGCUCCCUCCCCAGCCCCUAGGACUGUGCCCUCUGCUUUCACAAAUGCUCGCACUACUGCUGCUACGAAUUCUAGCACGGCAGCACCAGCCAAGCAACCCCCUGUUCCACCUCCCAAGCCAAUGAAUAGGAAUAGCAACCCCUUAAUAACUGAAUUGACUCAAGCGAUCAGUAGUGGCACAGCUUUGUCUAAGCCUUCUCCGCCUUUGCCUCCCAAGAGAGGCAUCCCAUUAAACUUGCCUUCAUCCCUUGAAUCGGCUGCUGCUCCCAAGUCGCCUAAUGACAGGUCGUCCUACCCUUCCUCGAUACCAGCGCACAUGCUGCCACCUCACCCGCCGCCUUCUCCUUCGCCACCUCUGCCUUCGCACAUUCCUCCAGAACCCGCCCAUGUCCCUUCGCCUUCCUCAACCCCUGGGACAGAGCCCCCCCUUCCCUCCGAACUGCGGGCGGAAACCCCGCAAGAAGGGCUCUCCGUGCUGGAUGCAGGCAAGAGGAUGGCCGAGCAGGGCUUUGGAGAGCCUCGGAUGCCUUUGCGGCUGCCCCCGCUCCCGCUCCACAUCCGCAUCCAGCAGGCGCUGACGAGCCCCCUGCCAUCAACGCCGCCAGCCGAAGGCUCACACAGGGCACACUCGCUGCUCUUUGAGAAUGAAGGCUCCUAUGACGACAACGGGACCCUGGGCAGAACAAAGUCACUGCCGGUUACUAUUGAGAUGCUGAAAGUUCCAGACGAUGAUGAAGAGGAGGAAGGUGUCCAAGAGGAUGUGCAUCAUUCCAAUUCCCAUGUUUACAUUGGAGAGUCUCCCACUGUUACGGUCAUUCCCAGGCUCAGCCUCCAGACAGUACAGGAUGAAGAGGAGGGUCCAAGCGACUCAGACUCCGAGGGACCUAUUCUGUACAAGGAGGAGGAGGAAGAGGAUGAAGAAGAUGACAGCCAUAACACUGCACUAGCCAACAAAGUCAAGAGGAAAGAUACCCUAGCCAUGAAACUGGGCAACAUGGCUCCCAGGCAGGAGCUACCAGAAGAGAACACCACGUUUCCUCGGAAGAGCAAGGAAGAGUGGCAGGAAAUCCGCCAGCAGAUUGGGACGACACUGAUCAGGCGAUUAAGUCAGAGACCAACAGCAGAGGAAUUGGAGCAAAGGAAUAUACUUCAACAAAAAAAUGAGGCUGACCGGCAAGCUGAAAAAAGGGAAAUAAAGCGCAGGCUCACCAGAAAGCUUAGUCAAAGGCCUACUGUGGCUGAACUGCAGGCAAGGAAGAUCCUGAGGUUUAAUGAAUAUGUGGAGGUAACAGAUGCCCAGGACUACGACAGGAGAGCAGACAAGCCAUGGACCAAGUUAACCCCUGCUGACAAGGCUGCUAUCCGAAAGGAGCUGAACGAGUUCAAGAGCUCUGAAAUGGAAGUCCACGAAGAGAGCAAGCAGUUCACACGGUUUCAUCGGCCAUGAAUCUUUUAGAAAACCCGCUCCCCAACACUGAUAGAUGUGCCAGAGAAGAUUGCUGAUGACUUGUGGCAUUUGCUGGUUGCCCUCUCCUGAGCUGAAGAGGAACCUUUGAGGCUUGUCUAAGAUUUGCCUUCAGAUCAUAUCCAGGAAAUGACCUCCUUCAGGGAAACAAGAGAGGGGUGGGGAGAGCCUUGUCCAAAAGUCGCAUUUCAUUGGAAGGAGUUUCUGUCAAGUGCCAUCAAAUCACAACAGCGGGGGGGG
Molecule: messenger RNA, 2768 nt
Organism: Lacerta agilis (Sand lizard)
Lineage: Eukaryota; Metazoa; Chordata; Lepidosauria; Squamata; Lacertidae
Gene: PHACTR4
Product: phosphatase and actin regulator 4
Exons: 13
Coding region: 366-2510 (714 amino acids)
Biological process (GO): neural crest cell migration; actin cytoskeleton organization
Molecular function (GO): actin binding
Source: RefSeq, a predicted model, not a curated record